Polypterus senegalus (gray bichir) is the source of this 4836-nucleotide messenger RNA. RefSeq names its product NLR family CARD domain-containing protein 4-like. NCBI's taxonomy places the organism in Eukaryota, Metazoa, Chordata, Cladistia, Polypteriformes, Polypteridae. The transcript is spliced from 9 exons. The coding region runs from base 214 to 3336 and encodes 1040 amino acids. Gene Ontology annotation, biological process: regulation of apoptotic process. The record is from RefSeq and is a predicted model, not a curated record.
AAAAGGAAGUCGCGCAUUUCAUAUUCGCUUCCGUGUGUUAUAACAACCUGAAGAAAUCGGAGAUAAACGAAAAAAUGAGCAAACAUGCAAAAGUUGACAGUACUUUUACUUUUCACUAAUUUGAACUCAGACUCCUGCAGAUGAAUAUAAAAGCUCCAGCAAUUUCUGUACAUUCUGGACCUCCUUGUCUAAGACCACAAAAUUGAUCGGAAAAUGGAUUUUAUCAAGAAGAACUAUGAAGCACUUGUCCAAAGAAUGGGGAAAACAACCAUCACCCAAAUUGUGGACUACUGUUACUCUCAAGACAUUUUGGACUCUGAGGAAAGUGAUGCCAUCCUUUGUAAUAAACAAGAACAGAAGGCAGCACGGAUGAUGAUCACCAUAAUUAGGAAGAAAGGAGCAGCCGCCUGUGAUGCAUUCGUUGCUUCUUUAGAAAAGCAUAAUCGUUACCUUUAUGAGGAUUUACAGGAGAACUGUUUACCCCAGCAAAUGACUCAAAGGGACAUUGAAAAAAUGGCUGAAGAUUUAAAGGCUUUUUACGUCUCAGCAACAUUUCGAAGGUUUCACCCAUUAGGAAAAGACAUUGACAUAAUUUUUGAUUUAAAUACAACAUUUACUGAUGCUGAACUUUGGGAAAAAGACCUUUUAAACCGAAGACUGAAAUGUUUGUUGUUCACAAAGCUUCUAGAUGAGUUUAAGAGUCCCACCAUCAUUGAAGGUGAUGCUGGAAAAGGCAAGACAACUCUGCUGAAGAGAAUUGCUGUCCUCUGGGCAUCUGGCGAAUGCACACCUUUGAAAAAAUUCAAGUUAGUGUUCUUUAUUCAGUUAAGCACUGCCACUGAGAAUAUUUAUGAAACGGUAUGCAGGCAGCUCCUUGGAAUGCACAGUGAUAUAGGAAAGAAAGCCUUUACAAAAGCCAUAUCGGAGCUAAAGCGAGAGGUUCUCUUCCUUUUGGACAGCUAUGAUGAAUUUAAACCAUCCAACUGCCCAGAGUUGGACUCCCUUAUAAAAGAGAACACUCACUUCAAAAAUAUGGUAGUGUUGACAAUCCGUACUGAGUCAAUAUCAAGGGUGCGACAGUAUGGUGAAACAAUCACAGAAAUAGGAGAUUUCACAGUAGAGAACGCUACACUACUGGUGAGAAAUGUCUUGGAGCCUGAGUUGUCUAACACUCUCCUUUUAGAACUUCAUGCGUCCAGCACUAUGAAAGAGUUGAUGAAGACACCUCUCUUUGUUGUCAUCACUUGUGCUAUUCGUAUGGGAGAAACCAGCUUUAUACCAAAAACCCAAACAGCACUUUUCUGCACCUUAUAUGACCUUAUGAUUGAGAAGAACCAUUAUAAAAUGCAUGGAACCUCCAACCAUAUGAUUAGCGAGAGCAUCGAGAGGUGCAAGCAGCUGGCCUUGGAUGGAGUAUUUCAGGAAGAAUUUAAAUUCACUCUUGAUGAUUUGCUUUCUGAGCAUCAUGUGCAAGUACUGCUGGACACUGGGCUUCUCAACAAAUACUCUGCGCAUGUUCUGAAACCAAUUUACAGUUUCUUCCACAAGACAUUCCAAGAGUACAUCGCAGGACGUAAACUGACAGAAUUAUUAACAUCUGCUGUAAAUGAGGAGGUCAACCAAGGGCUUAAGUACUUAAACAGAAUCGAUAAUAUUUCAGACAUUACUAACAAAUACCACAAGCUGCUGUUGUAUAUUUGUGGGUCCUCCCAGUAUGCUGCAGGAAUAGUUAUAAAGCACAUGGCAGGUAUUCAUACCCAUGGGAGACUUCUUGACGUGUCUUCUGGUAGUAAUGGGCAGAAUAUUGUAUUGGAUGAUGAGCAUGGUGAAUCACUGCAAAACUUGGCUGAGCUUCAGAAACUCCAAGAAGCCAGCAUGAAUGCUUUUGUGGGUUGUGCGCUGAGUUUUUUUUCUGAAAGUUUAUCUAAAUCUUCUUUGAGCAGAGAAUUUGAAAUAUUUUUUCAGGACAAAACAUUAUAUAUCAAUAGUAUGAAGAUCUCUGAAUCCCUAUUUGACUUCUUUAAAUAUUUACCUAACUGCCUUACCGCACUGGGCCUCAUCCAGUUGGACCUAUUUCCAGUUAGGCAAGGUAGCGAAAGCCUGAAUCAAAACAGACCAAAGACUUUUAUUCCCAAUAAGGCUGUCUCUCUGUUCUUCGACUGGACGAAUACCUUGAGCACCAUAGAAGUAUCCUUGAAAGACUUUCAGCAAUUGUCUAGGAAAGAUGUUACAUAUUUGGGAAAAAUCUGUUGUUCAGCUUCAAGUGUAAGGCUGCAUAUUAACAACAGUGAUGGUAUAAAAGGUAAGCUGCAUGUCAUCCUAGAGACUUGUGAACAAAACAUGGAAGAUCUCAUCAUUGAAGAUACACCUCUAACCCUGAGUGAUGAGCAGCAGAUCUGUUCCAUGAAACAUUUGAAGACAUUAUAUAUUAGCUAUCUGGAAGCUGAACAACUGCAAGGGGGGCUUUUUGAAUGCAUUCAGAACUUGAAGAAAGUCCACAAUCUGACCCUGGACAAUGUAAAGAUGACAUACACAGAUGCUGAAAAAAUUGGUCAAGGUUUAAGGCAUUUAAAUCAGCUAAGACAUCUGCAUUUAUCCAGAGUAACAGAAACUGGAGACGGCUUCAGCUUUGUUUUCGAUGCAAUAACCCACCAAGUAUCUCCCCUUGAAAAUCUGGAAAUUGUCAAUUGCUGCUUAACAAAAAAAGCUUUCAUGAUCCUUGUUGAAAACCUUCAAAACAUUCCACAGCUUAAAGUACUUGACUGUUCAAAAACAGCCCUUGGACAAGAAUCAAGUGACUGCAUUGGCCAGCUAGCUGAAAAGUUAAAUGAGCUCCAGAAGCUGAAGAUUCUGAUGUUGCCAUGGGGCUCAGAUAUAAAUAAAAGUCUGACGAAGCUGCUUACCAGUCUAGAACAGAAAACAGGCUUGAAAAAGCUAGGUUUUCAGAAGUGGUUUCUCACAGAUGUCCAUAUAUGUCACUUAGCUUCCAUAAUUGAUAAAGGACAUCUACAAGAUAUUGAACACCUGGACCUAGAAGACAACUGUGUGACCAGUGAAGGCUGGAAAGAGAUUUUGACAUCCAUAGGGAGACUAAAAAAUCUGAAAUAUAUAAAUUUGAGCAGCAAUGCCAGUUUUACACCCAGCCCAUGGGUAAUUAACAUGCUAAGCAAGAAAAUAUCUGAAUUGUGCGCAUUGCAGGAAAUAUUGAUUCUAAACUGGCAACUAGAUAAGCAUGACAUGGAAAACCUCCAUAAAGUGAGGAGCAAGGGUGGUAGAGAAUUUCGACUGAGAGUUAGCACAGAGAUGAAAGAGGAUGAUGAAGAAGAGGGCUCAUAGAAGACAAGGAUGGAUAGUCAGCCUUUUGUUUGUCGUCAAUCUACAGUACACCGUAAAGAUAUAACUGAUAACUAGUGGCUUCCCAUGAAGAAGACAACAUAUACUGUAUGGGCUGAGGAACACUGAAGCCAUGAACAGAGGCCACGCUUGAAGAAUAUCAUAGAAGGUAUUGCACAAUAGACAAGAAGAUCAAGCAGCCCCAGAGUAGCCCUCCUUUGUCUGGCACUUGAAUGACCACAUUUGUUUAUAUAGAACCUUCCAAUACAAACCAUAAUUCAAUGGGGGACAAGGUUAAGCAGUCUUGGAGUGGCUGUUAACGUCUGACCUUUGAAUAACAUUUGUUUAUAUUAAACAUUCCAAUGCAAACCCUAACUCAAGGUGCUUUAAAAAAUGGUAGCAAACACAGAAAAACAAUACUCAAAUAAACUAAUUAUACUAAAGGUGAUAUGGUCAGUGGGGAGCGAUAAAAAGAACCCCAAUGGUGAAAAAACGUCCGCGGUUCUACAACCAGAAGCCCACCCAUACCCUGCUGGGCAUUUUAUUGUUUAUUUAAGAUACAAAUAAAAGAGAGAUCAGCAUGUGCUGAUGCCAAAAAGGACAGGACCUCAGUGUUCAUCAGCCAGGGAAUUUUGUCCAAAAGGAAGUGGCACAGGAACGCCAGCAGAUAACAAGAAGAGAAAACAAAAGACAAAUUUUAGUCACAAAUUUUUAAAAAAGGCAGACUAAAAAGUCAAGUUUUAAAAAGUGAUUCUGAUGUGUCUAAAGGUAGAUUAUCCAAUAUGUUUGGAUCAUAGAAACUGAAAACACUCUCGCAACUUCUUCUUGUUUUAUUCUUGGAAUUGCAAGCAAAACAGAAUUUAAGGAUGUAAGGUUAUGAUUGGGAAUGCAAGGGGGCAAACAUUCCAAAAUAUAUGAAGGUGUAAGAUUAUUCAAAGCCUUAUAAACAUUUAGCAAUAUUUUAAAAUUGAUUCUGAAAAGACACAGGCAGCCAGUAUAAAGACACUAAUACUGGUGUAAUGUGUUCAGAUGUCUUAGGAUUCUUGCAGCUGCAUUCUUAACUAAUGUUAAUAGAUUUAAAUCUUUUUUGAUAGACCUGUUAGGAGUGCGUUGCAGUAAUCUAAGUAAUUUAAAACAAAUCCAUGUAUCAGCUAUUUUGCAUCCUUUAAAAACAUAAAGGAAUGGACAUAUGCUGUAUUUCUUAAAUUAAAAAGUGUGGUGUUGCAGAUAUAAUUGAUAUCAGACUUAAAGUUAAGCUCUGAAUUUAAAAUAACUCAAUUUUUUUACAUCAGAUUUUCUACUUGUUUGUAAUUUUUCUAUUUUUUUAAAAUUAUUUUACACAUUUUUAUUGUAUUUAACAACAAGUACUUCAAUUUUCUCUUAUUUAAUUUAAGAAAAUUAUUUCUCAGCCAUUACAUAAUGCUGUUUAAGCAAUCUGUCAAACAGUUUAUUACCUUUGUGUCACCUAGGGCCAUAGAUAAAUAAAUCUGUGUGUUAUCUGCA